CGCAGCCCCUCUCCUGAAUUCAAAAUCAGAACAUUAACUCAUCUCAUCACUAACAAAUUUAAAAAAAAGAAUUCUUUUGGCUUUUGCUGCACUUCACCCUUUCACUAUGGCUUCCACUUCCCAUUUCACUAUUUUUGUUUCACUUCUUGUUCUAUUCUCCGUGCUUCACCCUGCCAUAGCCACAACAAGAAAACUUGCUGCUCUGAUUCAAGAACAGCCUCUCCUGCUUAACUACCACAAUGGCCCACUUCUUAAAGGCAACGUCACUGUUAAUCUAAUCUGGUAUGGCAAGUUCACUCCUACCCAGCGAUCCAUAAUCUUUGACUUUCUCAACUCUCUCAAUUGGCGUAAAGCUCCAUCUCCUUCAGUAUCGUCCUGGUGGGAAACUACCGGGAGGUACAGAGGAGGCCCAUGCACCGUUGUCCUGGGGAAUCAGGUCCUUGAUGAGAACUACUCUCUUGGAAAAUCACUCAAAACGCCACAGCUUGCAGCGUUGGCUUCCAAAGCUGGCUACGGUGAAAAUUCAGCCAAUUUCGUAUUUACCUCUGCUGAUGUGGCGAUUGAGGGAUUUUGCAUGAGUCGAUGUGGGACACAUGGAUCGGGUAAGGGCAAGACGGGGAAGUUUGCCUACGCCUGGGUAGGUAACUCGUUGAGUCAGUGCCCCGGUCAGUGCGCAUGGCCUUUCAACCAGCCCAUUUACGGACCACAAACCCCUCCUUUGGUCUCUCCAAAUGGCGAUGUUGGAAUCGACGGCAUGAUCAUUAAUUUGGCCACGGUUUUGGCGGGAACGGUGACGAAUCCUUUUAAUAACGGUUACUUUCAGGGGAGUGCCGAAGCCCCUCUGGAGGCAGUGAGCGCGUGCACGGGCAUUUUUGGGAAAGGAGCAUACUCGGGAUAUCCUGGGGAGGUUCUGGUGGACAAAAUCACAGGAGCUGGCUACAACGCAUUUGGUAUGAACGGGCGUAAGUAUCUGCUCCCUGCAAUGUGGGACCCGCAAACCUCAACGUGCAAAACCCUCGUGUAAAUAAAAUAAAAUAUUAUAUGUUAGAAAAGUAAUUGUCUGUAUGUAUUCUCUUUUUCUGAGAAUAAUAUUAUGUACUCGUGUAGAUACAAGCAUAGGCUACACUUUGGAGAGUCGUUUA
Hevea brasiliensis (rubber tree) is the source of this 1142-nucleotide messenger RNA. Its product is annotated as protein EXORDIUM-like 2. The transcript has a single exon. NCBI's taxonomy places the organism in Eukaryota, Viridiplantae, Streptophyta, Magnoliopsida, Malpighiales, Euphorbiaceae. The record is from RefSeq and is a predicted model, not a curated record. The coding region runs from base 107 to 1024 and encodes 305 amino acids.